AACUCGGUCAAACCGACAAUGCGGAUAUGAGCUGAUUAUGUUGAAACUUAGUGACACUGAGGCUGGUUUCCAAGGGAGGGGGUCCCCCGUUGGGUUGUCACUUAGCGGCUAGCCUGCAGCUGCUUGGGGGUUAAAGGGAUUUGAACGCUCACCCGACCCAAAUAAACACUCUCUUGGAAUGGCUGGAUUGUAAAUAACGUUAUACACCAUAAGUCUUCGUUUACUUAAAGCUUUAGAGGAGUUUGUUUUCGCUUCAUGUUAAGUUGGGCAUGCUAACAUUAGCAGGCCGCAGCCAGACCGGCGGUUUUCCUGAUUGUCGAAGGCCCGGCGGAAGCUCACCCCAGACCUGAGGCGCGACCACACUCCUCGUCUCCUUGAAAGUGGAAGAGCAUCGCCCCCUAGUGACUGAAAUCAAACAUGACAGGGGUUUGUGGUUGUUGCGGGGCACUCAGGCCUCGGUACAAGAGACUGGUGGACAACAUCUUCCCAGAAGACCCAGAGGAUGGACUGGUCAAGGCCAACAUGGAGAAGCUGACAUUUUAUGCCCUGUCAGCUCCAGAGAAACUGGACCGUAUCGGGGCUUACCUAUCUGAAAGGCUGUCGAGGGAUGUGGCCCGACAUAGAUAUGGGUAUGUGUGCAUUGCCAUGGAAGCUUUGGACCAGCUGCUGAUGGCCUGCCACUGCCAGAGCAUCAACCUGUUUGUGGAAAGCUUUCUAAAGAUGGUGCGAAAGCUGCUGGAGUCUGACAAACCCAAUCUGCAGAUCCUAGGAACCAACUCUUUUGUGAAAUUUGCCAAUAUAGAAGAGGACACGCCAUCGUACCACCGCAGCUACGACUUCUUUGUGUCACGCUUCAGUGAGAUGUGCCAUUCAAACUAUGAGGACCCUGACAUCCGUACCAAGAUCCGGAUGGCGGGGAUUAAGGGUCUGCAGGGCGUGGUGAGGAAGACCGUCAACGAUGAGUUGCAAGCAAACAUCUGGGACCCCCAACACAUGGAUAAGAUCGUCCCCUCUCUGCUUUUCAACCUGCAGAGCGGAGAGCGCACAGAGAGCCGCUCUCCUUCUCCGCUGCAGGCAUCGGAGAAGGAGAAGGAAAGCCCGGUGGAGCUGACGGAGCGCUGUUUCAGGGAGCUGCUGGGUCGAGCUGCCUACGGCAACAUCAAGAACGCCGUCACGCCCGUCCUGAUGCACUUAGAUAACCACUCUCUAUGGGAGGGAAAGACCUUUGCUGUGCGCUGUUUCAAAAUCAUCAUGUACUCCAUCCAGUCCCAACACUCUCAUUUGGUAAUCCAGCAACUCCUUGGCCACCUGGACGCCAACAGCAAGAACUCAGCCAAAGUGCGGGCUGGCAUUGUAGAAGUGCUGCUGGAGGCAGCUGCCAUUGCAGCCAGCGGCUCCGUAGGCCCUACUGUGUUGGAGGUGUUCAACACCCUGCUGAGGCAGCUUCGUCUGAGCGUGGAUUAUGAGCUGACCGGCUCCUAUGACGGCUCUACCAACAUCGGCACCAAGAUCAUCAAAGCUCACGAAGAGAGGCAGCUGCAGGAGGCCGUCAUCACGACCAUCGGCUCAUUUGCCAACACCUUACCUACAUACCAGAGGUCAGAGGUGAUGCUCUUCAUCAUGGGAAAGAUCCCCGUCCCUGGAGUAAAUCUGACUCUGCCUUCCACUGAAUCUGAGCCUGAGGGUACAAGAAUGAUUCAGGUUAUGCUGCUCAAGUCCUUGGUGCAGGUGACAGCAGGUUUCCAGACCACCAACAUGCUUACAGCACUGCCCAGCUCUUUCCUGGAGCCGCUGCUGUCCUUCUCUCAGACUGAUGACCCGGAGGUCCGACUAUUGGUGCUCCAAAUCCUCCUCAGCCUCAUUGACAGACAUGACAACAGGCCCAAAUUAUCAAAAAUAAGCAUCAUCUCUGACAUCUCUGUGCUGAAGCUCAAGGUUGACAAGUGCUCCAGACAGGACAAUUUAUUCAUGAAAAAGCACGGCCAGCAGCUUUACCGACACAUCUACCUGGGCUGCAAGGAAGAGAGCAGCGGCCAGCAGCACUAUGAGACCCUCUACACUCUGCUGGGUCUUCUCAGCGUGGAGUUGGCGAACGAAGAGGUGGUGGUGGACCUCAUCCGGCUGGCUCUCGCCUUGCAGGACUUGGCUCUGUCCACGGAUGAAGGUCUGCCUGUUUAUAACCGCUGUGCUGUUCACGCCCUCUCUGCUGCCUACCUUAACCUUAUCUGCCAGCUCACCACCGUCCCAGCCUUCUGCCAACACAUACACGAAGUAAUCGAAGUGAGGCAGAAAGAAGGUCCUUAUCUUCUGCCUGAGGAUGUCUUUAUUGAGAAUCCCAAGCUGCCGUCUUCGCUGCAGAAGGUUGAAGGUGGCGUUUUGUUCCUCCAGUCGAAGAUCACAGAGGUCCUUGGAGGAAGUGGUUACAACACAGAGAGACUGGCUACACCCUACAUCCCGCAGUACACCGAUGAAGAUCGGCUGUCCAAAAGAAAGAGCAUCGGGGAGACCAUCUCUCUUCAGGUGGAGGUUGAGUCUCGAAACAGUCCAGAGAAGGAGGAGAGGACGCCAGCUGAGGAGAUCACAUUUGAGACGCUGAAAAAUGCCAUUGUGGACAGUGUUGGUAUGGAGGAACAGGAGAGGGAGCGGAGGAGACAGGUUGUGGAAAAGUUUCAAAAGGCACCAUUUGAGGAAAUCGCUGCACACUGUGGCGCCAGGGCCACGAUGCUGCAGAGCAAACUGAAUCAGAUAUUCGAGAUCACUAUCAGACCCCCUCCCAGCCCAUCUGGAACCAUUUCCUCAGGGUACGGCCAAAGCCAGAGUCGAUCCGUCCCCAUUUAUGAGAUGAAGUUUCCAGACCUCUGUGUGUAUUAGAGAUUUAACAAAACAAAUGAACCUUUUCUUUGGAUCAGGGAAGAGCAACCGAUCUUUACUGUAAGCUGAUCUCAGACAUGAAGUCAGAUGUUAGAGUGUAACAAAAAAAGACACUUUCUGAUUAAUUUAGCUGUGUGAAAUGUUAUUUAACCCUUUGAUUGCAACCAGAACAAGCUGGCAAAAGUAAUCAAAACAGAACAAAAAGCCCUUGAUUUGACUUUUAUUGUAGAAACUUUACAGAUUGCCAAGAACUGUGUGACAGAAAAGCUGUGUGUGUCUCCUAGAUCUGGGGAUGUGAACGGCACUGCGAUCCCUUGAAGCUCCUUUUCUGUUCUUUGUUUUUCCCCAGCAGGGUGCCAUACAUUACAAAUUUCGAUCACCAUCUUAUUUUCGUUUUUCUGUCUUAUUUAUUCAGACCUGAAGACCAGAUCGUGUAUUUACCAUUUUUUUUUUUUAUAUACGUGAAUAACUCGUAGUUUUUUCAUUUUUUGCCAGAAGUGCUUUUUUUCUGAUGGGCAUUUAUUUCCUUAUUUUUUUUUACACUAUUUAUUUUGAUUUUAAUCGUUUUUAACUUGAAAGAAAGGACUGCUAAACAAAACCUGUGCCACACAUGACCAGGCAAACUCCUAAAAUGCAAUGUUUGCCACAUUGGAAAACACAAGACUAAAAAUAAUUUUAUUUCUUCCCAUAUAGAUGUAAAUAUAUAUAUAGAAAGAGAAAUAUAUAAGUCUUUAAGCUGAUGUAAAAAGCAGGGAUGUUUUCUGUGUUUAUUUAGUUUUUAAAUGUCGCUGCACUGGUUGUGUCCUUUAAGGGAGAAAUCUAAACCAACCAGCAACACAUGAAAUCCCGACGAACAGUCCAUAACAGAAGCUGAAACUUGUUCCAGCAGCUUCAUUUCAACCCGUGUUGUUACCGCUGCAUCCUCCAUUCUGCAGGAUUGGUUUACCUGCACUGCUUUCAUCGUGUCGAGAUUUAAAAGCCAUUUAGUGUGCAUGAGUGCACAUGCACACACAGGUUUAAAAACAAGGUAUAAUGGCAAUAAUUUGGCAUGAGCCUGGCGAACAUGGUCCAACUGUUGGUAGCAGAUUCUUCUGAAGCGUGCCUCUUGUCAUGGUGCUGUGGCGGCUCAUUGUUCGAUGUUAAAGGAAUGCAUUCCCUCUCCCGCGCUUCUUUGACUGAGUUGCAUCUGUCUUGUUUAAUAUAGAUGGAGUCUUAUUUGUAUUUGUUUGCUUUUUUUAAUAGUCUAAUGUGUCGAUUUACCUGAUUGUAUGUACAAAUGACCCUUUUUUUAAAUGGUGUGAGUGGGAGUAUUUGUUCAUGUGUCUAUGUAAACACAGAUGUGUCUUUAUCGUUGUUACCGAAGACCAAAACCCUUCAGACACAGUUUACAGUCUUUUCCAGUGACUGACUCCUCCUGGUUCAUGAAGAUCGACCCGUCGUUGCAGCAGCACCCAGCUGUCUGAACCCUUCUGUGGCACAGUGUGAAACUCAGAAUCGGAUCUGUAAAUCCGUCUGCUUUGCUGUCAUUGCAUCGUGUAAUGUGAAACUAACUUGCAGCAAUCCUGACUUUUAGUUUUUCUUCAUUACAUGUCUGGUUAAUAGAUCCAUUUACAAUGUAGUGCUGUAGUACUGAGCUAUUCAUUCUGUGGACUUUGCACUUUAAAACUGGAUUACCUAGUGACAAAGGCAGCUUUUACAUGGAGAAAAUGCCUUACAUGUGUCAUACCAGACUUUGCAUGCUAGUGACGUUGCUGUUACACAAUAAAUGUAUC
This is a messenger RNA of Cyprinodon variegatus (sheepshead minnow), 4643 nucleotides long. RefSeq names its product EFR3 homolog B (gene efr3b). Gene Ontology annotation, cellular component: plasma membrane. Lineage: Eukaryota; Metazoa; Chordata; Actinopteri; Cyprinodontiformes; Cyprinodontidae. Gene Ontology annotation, biological process: protein localization to plasma membrane. The record is from RefSeq and is a predicted model, not a curated record. The transcript has 24 exons. Bases 418 to 2871 code for a protein of 817 amino acids.